Messenger RNA from Saccostrea echinata, 1460 nucleotides. Its product is annotated as E3 ubiquitin-protein transferase MAEA-like. Gene Ontology annotation, molecular function: protein binding; ubiquitin protein ligase activity. NCBI's taxonomy places the organism in Eukaryota, Metazoa, Mollusca, Bivalvia, Ostreida, Ostreidae. The coding region runs from base 7 to 1176 and encodes 389 amino acids. The record is from RefSeq and is a predicted model, not a curated record. Gene Ontology annotation, cellular component: cytoplasm; nucleus; GID complex. The transcript is spliced from 9 exons. Gene Ontology annotation, biological process: proteasome-mediated ubiquitin-dependent protein catabolic process.
AAAAACAUGGCCGACGUAAAAUCACUGGAACAUCCAACUUUGAAAGUACCAUAUGAAAUUCUGAACAAAAAGUUUCGUUCGGGUCAGAAGAACAUUGACAGAGAGGUAUCUCAUGUUCAACAAGCCAGCACUGAGGUGGAACAAUGUUUGCAAGACAAGAAAUCACCAUCUGUACAGCAGGUGUCCUUUGCAUUGGACAGUAUGGUGGAAAAGCUCUGCUUACUUAAACGAAAAGCAGAAGAAAGCAUAAACGAGGAACUUGAGGCAGCAAAAGUGAUAAAACGUCGAGUAGAGCACUUAAAGGAGGCAGAAUGCCUACAGCCACACACUCGUCCUCUUUGGCAGAAGAAAAGGCUAGACAGAAUGCUGGUGGAAUAUUUCCUACGUUCUGGAUACUAUAACACAGCUAUCAUGUUGGCACAGCAUUCUGAUAUCCAGGAUCUGACAAACAUUGACCUGUUUCUGACAUCAAGAGAAGUUGAGGAAUCGUUAGUAAGGAGAGAAAUUUCACACUGCCUGGCAUGGUGUUAUGACAACAAAUCCAAAUUACGUAAAAAUAAGAGCACAUUGGAAUUUAAGCUUCGACAACAAGAAUUUAUAGAGUUAGUCAGACAGGAUAAAAGACUAGAAGCUGUCAGGCAUGCCAGGCGAUAUUUUGUUAAUCUUGUGGAUCAGCAACUAUCAGAUGUUCAAAGAGUUAUGGGACUUUUGGCAUACCCUGCUAAUACCAUCCUUCAACCAUACAAAGAAUUAUAUGAUGAGGGCAGAUGGCAUGAACUUGUGGAUCAAUUCCGGGAGGAGAACUUCAAGCUUCAUCAGUUGAAUAAUUCCUCUGUGUUCACUCUUACCCUGCAGGCAGGACUCUCAGCGCUCAAGACACCACAUUGUUAUAGGGAGGAAAGAAACAGAAAUGCAGACUGUCCUGUGUGUAGUGCCAAUUUGAAUAAGCUUGGACAACGCCUACCCUAUGCACAUUGUGCAAAUUCCAAAUUGAUUUGUUCAAUUUCAGGCCUUCCACUCAAUGAAAACAAUCCUCCAAUGGCAUUACCUAAUGGACAUGUAUACGGCUACAAUUCUCUUUCUGAUUUAGCCCGCCUGAAUGACGGAAGGGUUGUUUGUCCACGGACAAGAGAGAUUUUCCAAUUAGAUGAGGCAGAGAAAGUGUUUGUAAUGUGAUAAUUAAACCAAAGAAAAAAGAAACAUACCAUUGUGUUUAUCCACUAGACUAAUCUUCCUGCAUUCUGUAGUGUCUCUUUUGGAAUAAAACUUACAUUCCUAGGCUAUCAUGCAGAGACUACACAGGGAUAAUUGUAUGAGCCAAUUUACUCAAAAAUGGACCCUGACAAUCAUGUACAUGUAUAAAUGUAUCCUUUGAAGAGAUAAAACACAACUUGAACCCUAGUUUUCUUCACAUUUUGUAAAAAUAAGUAAAUAAAUUACUUUAUGUGUGAAAAAUUUUA